AUAUAUAUCGACGUAUUAGUUUUAUCCUGUCCAAGCAAAUGAAAUCAAGUACUACUUUUUGAGUGAUGAAACGUUUCACACGUUUGCUUAUAAAGUACUACAACAUUUUAUUAUUUGGUUUAAACUUGUUUUGGCAAUAGGAGAAUUAUCCUUCCGACUGGAACUCUAAGAUUACAUCGACAGUCAUAGCUCACUCUCAGUGAUGGCUGGGUCUGACUUGUGGGAUUGGCCUAAGAAUGAUAACCGUAGAUUGCUUCAUGCUGUAUAUCAUGUUGGUGACCUUGAACGCACCAUCAAAUUUUAUACUGAAUGUUUGGGGAUGAAGCUUUUGAGGCAAAGGGAUGUUCCGGAGGAGAAGUAUGCCAAUGCUUUUGUUGGAUUUGGCCCUGAACAGUCCCAUUUUGCUGUUGAAUUGACAUAUAAUUAUGGGGUGACUUCUUAUGACAUUGGAGAUGGGUUUGGAUAUUUUGGAAUUGCAACUCAAGAUGUUUACAAAUUGGUUGAGCACAUUAGGUACAAAGGUGGAAACAUCACUAAAGAGGCUGGUCCAGUUGACGGAGGAACAACUGUUACUGCCUUUGUGAAGGAUCCUGAUGGCUACACUUUUGCACUUAUUCAAAAACCUGUAGUUAAUGACCCUUUUUGUCAAAUAAUGCUUCGUAUUGGUGAUUUAGACCGCGAAAUCAAGUUUUAUGAAAAGGCUUUGGGCUUGAAGGUGGUGAGGAAGGUUGAUAAUCCUGAGAAAAAGUACACUAAAGCUAUACUUGGGUACGCAGAGGAGAACGAAACAACUGUGUUGGAGUUGACAUAUAAUUAUGGUGUGACGGAAUACUCUAAGGGAAAUGGUUAUGCACAGAUUGCUAUUGGUACCGAUGAUGUAUACAAGAGCGCCGAUGUAGUUAAGCUAGUGAUAGAAGAGCUUGGAGGUGAGAUCACUCAGCAACCAGGACCACCUCCUGGCCUUAACACAAAAGUCACUUCUUUUUUAGACCCGGAAGGAUGGAAAACUGCGCUUGUUGACAAUGAAGAUUUUCUGAAGGAACUGGAGUGAAGAACUAGUGGCAUUAGACUAGUGCUUUUGUGGGAAUAAAUUGUCUUCGCAAUAUUGAUCUUUCAUGUGCUUCUGUAAUCUAUUUUCAAGUACACUUAAAACUUCCUUUUCCAUUCUAUCUAUCUACUACUAUUAAUCUACUGAUUUAGUAUAUGAUUUUAUCACAUACUUGAGUA
Messenger RNA from Cicer arietinum (chickpea), 1227 nucleotides. Its product is annotated as lactoylglutathione lyase GLX1. Lineage: Eukaryota; Viridiplantae; Streptophyta; Magnoliopsida; Fabales; Fabaceae. The record is from RefSeq and is a predicted model, not a curated record. Gene Ontology annotation, cellular component: cytoplasm. Gene Ontology annotation, molecular function: lactoylglutathione lyase activity; metal ion binding.